GGAGCAUUACUUGCUGGGCUUUUGUGUUACGACUAGCGUUUGCCAAUAUUUAAGAGAAAAACUGGAAGAAGAUUGUUUUGUCGUACGUCGUACCCCUCAUAACUACUAACAGCAUUCAAGUAUUUCUACAGCAUGUAAAUUUAUUGCGAAGAAGAUAUGUACAAGUAGUACUAGGAGAGCCAGCGAGAACAUGACGAUGUUCAUGUAAUUCUGUCUGUCUUCCGAUAAUCCGUUUGUCCGUUUAGGCAAACUAAUCAAAUUAACGGAAUAAGAAGCAUCAAAAUGUCGGGACAGCGGAGUUUGGCUAACCUACGGCAAACGCCUUGGUACAGUCAAAUAGUGGCCUUUCAGACAGAUUUGGCCGUCCAAGAGCUUCCGCUGAGCCGCGAGCUGACUAGCACGGCGCGAGAGGAUGUACGGCAGAUAUGCAAGCACUUGGGCCUCUCGUUUCGAACCGGGAAUGAAGGCGCACACAAAUUUGUACGGCCGAAAUUGAAUUCUCUGUGCUUUCAUGAUGAUGUUGGUGACGUGCUGGCAUUCUGUUUUCAAAACCUAGUCACAUUUUCUGUUUCCUAGAUCAUCUAGAAAUUUUUUUCGAUACCCUCGCACUUUUUUUCAGAUAACAGUCCUGAAACCUUAUCAUACCUUACCUUUCCUAUCUCGACUCGCUCCCUUUCAGAUAACAGUCCUGAAGCCACAGUUCGAGAAGAUAGCACCUGACUUUUCUCAGAUCGAAUCUGUGAGUAUGUCAGCUAGUAAGAUCGUGCUCAAAUUCCGCAAAGCCGCCGAUAUCGGCAAGCCUGAGGUCGAGGCCGAGAACAAUGUCCGCUGGGUCGCUGAGAAAAUAGUCGGCAUGACCGGCAGAAAUCCGGAUGAACUGCCCAUAGAGCGACUGGAAAAACUGGGGACAGCGAUGCAGCGCUUCGAACAGAUGCGAUCGAUGAAGAUUAGAGAGCAGACCGAGCAAAGCAGAGCGCCUACAGAAGUCGUCGCACCUGCAGAUCAUGGGGGCUAUGUGUUUGCGAACUCUAUUGGAGAGUCGGGAGGGGAAGGUAGUUCAUCCUCUAAACCUGCCAGUGCGGUAGUCGAAGAGGACAAGCAAAAUGGUAACGACCGCAAUGGAGCGAAGAAGAAAAAGGCCUCUUCACUCGCCGAAGAAGAAGAAGAAGAAGAGGCUGAAGAAGUUGUGAAAAGCAGCAACAAGAGGAAAAGUCGACGGACGAAAAAGAAGAGGCGCUCAUCUUCUUCAUCUUCGAGGUCAUCAUCCUCGUCGUCAAGCAGUAGCAGCAGCAGUAGCAGCUCCUCAAGCAGCGACGCUUCGUCCAAAAAGAAAAAAGGGAAAAAACGCAAAGCCCUUUUGGCGAAAAAAAAGAAGCGAGAAGUUGUAUUGAAAGAUAAUGAAGGUACAAGGAGAACUCAUGAUGAUACAAAUACAGGAGCUAAGCAGAAGGCUGCAGCUUUGGGAGGAGCGCCUCCUGGCUCACCGCCCAGUCGCAGACCUGACGCCACCGUAAAAAGUCCAUUCGAUAUCAAAGGCCAGCAAGUCGAAAACGCAGAAGAUCUUCUUGCUGCUAAAAAAGCUAAAAAGGAGAAGAAGAAGCUAAAGAAAAACCAGAUGUUGGAGCAGCAGGCUUUGAUGAAUAACGGGAACGGCCUUCAGGGAUACACGAUGCAGCCUGCUGGAGGGUACCAACAGCACCCUUACAAUCAACAAGGUGGACCUGGAGGGCUCCAACAGCAUCCCUCUAUGAUCGGUGGACCGCCUGCUUCGGGUGCGCCGUAUCAACCGCCUGGAGGACCAUUCGUACAACCACCACCUGGAGGUAAAAAAGGUCUACCGCCUCCUGGAGCUGCACCGUCUUUCCAGCCUCCACUUGGAGGAGUGCCUGGGAACAAUUAUACCGCACAGCAAAUGCAAAAUGUGCAGAUGCAGCAGGUAAACCCCUAUGCACCAACAUCAGCUCCAGCAGUAGCCGCCAGCGCCGGCGAUAAUUCACCAGGAGGUGCGAAAAUUGGAGCGCCGAAUCAGAUUGUAAACAAGGGCCAUCAACAUGUAGGGCCGGGAUCGGGACCAGAAGCUGGAGCACCACUAUCGAUGUAUAUGGCAGCACCAGCGAUGCGCGUUCCACCUGGAGGAGGACCUUCAGGUCAUCAAUUCGCUCCUCCACAUGGCGGAAUGUAUGUCUUUCCACCGGGUCCUACUAUACAGCCACCACCGGGACCCCAUGGAGCAAAGAUGAAGGGAGGAAAAACCAAGUUUAUGGACGGAAAGCAACCGCAUAAGGGGGACGUUAAUCAAAUUCGGCAUCCGAUCUAUUCGGGAGGUGCGAGUCGAUUCACGGACGACAAAGACAAAGCCAACGAAGUUGGGGCUGAUGUUGAAGUCACUACCGGUACGACUACAACUGGUAAAGACAUAACGAAAGAUGGUACUUCUGCUACUGGUGGAGCAGGUGAUGUUGAUGACAAGACCGAAGCAGUAGCAGAGGCUGUUCCUCAAACGGAAACCCCAAAUGUUAGCAGCGCGCAAGCAGAGAAGCAGGAACAGGAUGCCGAAGCAGCAACCAAAGACGCAACCAAGAAAGAAGAAGAUGAGGCGGAUCUCUCGUCAUCUGAAGAACUAGCUGCACCGACAUCAAAUACCCUCUCCCAAGAACCUACGCUUGAAAAAUCAUAAUUUACACAGACUAGUAGGUUUCGAGAAUACGAGAGUGAAUAUAAAGACCCUACCAUUACCAGCAUUUGCGUUGUUUUAGUCGUUGGUGACGUUUUCGCAUUUUCAGGUUGUUUGAAGUUUAGGAAUUUUAGGAAUUUUAGAACACCUUCUAUCAAGCCUUCAACUUUCCAAAAAUUGAAAAAUCGAGGAAUUUCAGGCUCCUUGAUUGCAAAUUUGCGCGGUCCACCUCAGAGCUCGU
Messenger RNA from Amoebophrya sp. A25, 2915 nucleotides. The record is from the annotation of a GenBank genome assembly. Lineage: Eukaryota; Dinophyceae; Syndiniales; Amoebophryaceae.